Molecule: messenger RNA, 2436 nt
Organism: Arabidopsis thaliana (thale cress)
Lineage: Eukaryota; Viridiplantae; Streptophyta; Magnoliopsida; Brassicales; Brassicaceae
Product: MATE efflux family protein
Exons: 9
Coding region: 1-1548 (515 amino acids)
Biological process (GO): transmembrane transport; xenobiotic detoxification by transmembrane export across the plasma membrane
Cellular component (GO): membrane
Molecular function (GO): antiporter activity; xenobiotic transmembrane transporter activity
Source: RefSeq, marked reviewed
AUGGAAACUCUCAACGUUGAUCAUGAAGAUACUAUUUCCUCAGAACAAGAACAUCGAGCACAUACCAAAUCCGACACCGACAUGCCUCCGAUCUCCGGCGGUAGAGACUUCAUUCGACAGUUUGCGGCUGAGUCAAAGAAGUUGUGGUGGCUCGCUGGUCCUGCGAUAUUCACAUCUUUCUGCCAAUACUCUCUUGGCGCCGUCACGCAGAUCCUCGCCGGACACGUCAACACGCUGGCUUUAGCUGCUGUCUCCAUACAGAACUCCGUCAUCUCCGGCUUCUCUGUCGGCAUUAUGCUUGGGAUGGGAAGUGCACUAGCGACGCUUUGUGGGCAAGCGUACGGAGCAGGGCAACUAGAGAUGAUGGGAAUAUAUCUUCAGAGGUCUUGGAUCAUCCUUAACUCUUGUGCCCUUCUUCUUUGUCUUUUUUACGUGUUUGCCACUCCACUGUUGAGUCUCCUCGGACAGUCUCCGGAGAUCUCUAAAGCAGCCGGGAAAUUCUCCCUCUGGAUGAUUCCUCAGCUCUUUGCUUACGCUGUUAACUUCGCCACCGCCAAGUUCUUGCAGGCACAAAGCAAAGUGAUUGCGAUGGCGGUUAUAGCAGCGACUGUGCUGUUACAGCACACUCUAUUGAGUUGGUUGCUGAUGCUGAAACUUAGAUGGGGAAUGGCCGGAGGAGCCGUUGUAUUGAAUAUGUCGUGGUGGUUAAUAGAUGUUACUCAAAUAGUUUAUAUUUGUGGUGGUUCUUCUGGCAGAGCUUGGUCAGGGCUCUCUUGGAUGGCGUUCAAGAAUCUCAGAGGCUUUGCAAGAUUGUCUCUUGCCUCUGCAGUCAUGGUUUGCCUAGAGGUUUGGUAUUUCAUGGCGUUGAUUCUGUUUGCGGGUUACCUCAAGAACCCUCAAGUCUCUGUAGCUGCUCUUUCGAUAUGCAUGAACAUAUUGGGAUGGCCGAUCAUGGUGGCCUUUGGCUUCAAUGCGGCUGUGAGUGUAAGAGAGUCGAAUGAGCUAGGAGCUGAACACCCAAGAAGAGCAAAGUUCUUAUUGAUAGUGGCUAUGAUAACUUCUGUAUCGAUCGGAAUUGUGAUAUCAGUGACUCUCAUUGUGUUGCGAGACAAGUAUCCAGCAAUGUUCUCAGAUGAUGAAGAAGUGAGAGUACUCGUGAAGCAGCUGACUCCGUUGCUGGCUCUCACCAUCGUCAUCAACAACAUUCAGCCUGUUCUUUCUGGUGUAGCUGUUGGAGCUGGAUGGCAAGGCAUUGUUGCAUAUGUGAACAUUGGGUGUUACUAUCUAUGUGGUAUACCAAUCGGUCUUGUGCUCGGCUACAAGAUGGAACUUGGAGUGAAGGGGAUAUGGACAGGAAUGCUAACGGGAACAGUAGUUCAAACAUCUGUUCUACUUUUCAUUAUCUAUAGAACCAACUGGAAGAAAGAGGCUUCAUUAGCAGAAGCUAGAAUAAAAAAAUGGGGAGACCAAUCAAACAAAAGAGAAGAGAUCGAUCUCUGUGAAGAAGAUGAAAACAAUUCAAAUGGUGAAAACAAUCACAGGAAAUGAUCAUUAAACAAGUCAUUGCAGAUUCGUAAUAAACAAAACAACCAUCCCAGAAGAAGAAUCAGUUAUUCCCAAAUUGAUCAAGCUAAGCUAAGACUUUGUUGUAAGAAUCUAAACACUAUUGUGACAUUGAGUUUGAGGUUUACCCAGACAUAAUCUUUGAAACCAGUGAACAUAACACGCAAUGAUCUUGAAGAACAUGACAACAUUGCAAAUGCAGAGAUGAAUCAGAUCACACAAAUAAUCCCAAAAUUUCCAAAUAAUACGAAGCAAAUUAUAUAAUCCAAUACCAUAGAUUAAAAGAUCUCUGAUUCCAAAAUCCAACAAAGCUGAGUUCAAUAACAUGAAAUAAAUUAAAAAGAGACUGAAUUGAAAAAAAAAACUAAGCAGUGAGAACAACAGCACCACCAGCUUCCUUAAUCUUCUUCUCAGCAGUCUUAGAGAUAAGCUUAGCCUUCACAACGAAAGGUUUGUUCUCAGGCAAAUGACCUUUCCCCAAAACCUUGAAGAAACCAUGCUGCGUCACAUCGAUCAACGGAACAUUAUCCUUGCUCGAUUUCGCCUUCACGUCUUCAGGAACAAGUGACCAUAGCUUGUCCAGGUUCACGAUUGGGCAAAAGAACUUGUUACGAAGCUUGUGGAAAUACCUCAUACCAACUUUCCCGAAGUAACCUGGAUGGUACUUGUCGAAGAGGAUCCUGUGGUGAUGCAUACCUCCUGCGUUUCCACGACCUCCGGGAUGCUUACGGUGCUUACCGAUACGUCCAUGUCCGGCGCUGACGUGACCUCUCUUCUUUCUGUUCUUCUUCAACGCCGUCGCCAUUUUAGUAUCAGAUCUAGGGUUUUGAACCAGAAAUGAUCUUAAAGGGUUUUUAUAUAGAGAGGAUUUAG